Molecule: messenger RNA, 1431 nt
Organism: Aspergillus puulaauensis
Lineage: Eukaryota; Fungi; Ascomycota; Eurotiomycetes; Eurotiales; Aspergillaceae
Product: putative eukaryotic translation initiation factor 3 subunit EifCl
Exons: 2
Coding region: 1-1431 (476 amino acids)
Biological process (GO): translational initiation
Cellular component (GO): eukaryotic translation initiation factor 3 complex; cytoplasm
Molecular function (GO): translation initiation factor activity
Source: RefSeq, a predicted model, not a curated record
AUGUCCUACGAAGAGCGCGCCAAUGCGCACCCCAACCUGAACGACGAGUCCGAUGUCGAGGAGGAAGCGCUGGUCAACGACUACCGCGAGCAGGUCAACUUUGAUGAUAGCAUGAGCGAGCUGGGUCGGACUACAUCACUGGGCGGUGCUUCCCAGACGCAGGACCUUCAGGCUCAGCUGGCUGCUGCUGCUACUCCUCUUGAGUACCAGGCCACGCUGGAGACCAAGUUCGCGAGCUAUGACAACUACUGCAGUCUUUUCCACUACAUCCUGAACUCGGAUGGGCCGGUGGAGUUGGAGGUUCCUUCUUACUACUGGGCUUGGGAUGUCAUCGACGAGUUCAUUUACCAGUUCGAGUCGUUUUGCCGCUACCGUAACCGCGUCGCCCGCAGUGGCUCUAACGAGGAGGAGGCUCAGCUUCUCCGUGAGAACCCUAACACCUGGGGUUGCUACUCGGUUCUCAACGUCCUCUACUCCCUCAUCCAGAAGUCGCAGAUAAACGAACAGCUUGCUGCGAUGAAGCGUGGUGAGGACCCCGUGGCGUAUGCUGGAGAGUAUGGCUCCCGCCCUCUCUACAAGAUGCUAGGAUACUUCUCCAUCAUUGGGCUGCUCCGCGUCCACUGCUUGCUCGGUGACUUCAGCCUCGCCCUCAAGACCCUCGACGACAUCGAGAUGAACAAGAAGGCCAUGUUCGCCCGUGUCAUGGCUGCCCACUUCACCACCUACUACUACGUUGGUUUCUCCUACAUGAUGACCCGCCGUUACGGCGAUGCCAUCCGCAUGUUCAGCCACAUCCUGGUCUACGUCUCCCGAACCAAGAACUUCCAGAAGGGCGGCAACAACUACGAUGCCAUCGCCAAGAAGAACGACCAGAUGUACGCUCUGAUCGCCAUCUGUGUUGCGCUCCACCCCACCCGCCUCGACGACACCAUCCACUCUGCUCUCCGCGAGAAGUACGGCGAGCAGCUCCACCGCCUACAGCAGGGCGGCCCCGACGCUCUCCCUCUCUUCGAGGAACUCUUCCGCUCCGCUUGCCCCAAGUUCAUCAGCCCUACGCCCCCCGACUUCGAUAACCCAGCCCUCAACGUCGACCCCGUCGACCACCACACCGCCAUCUUCAUGGACGAGGUCAAGAACACCCUGUACAACCCCACCAUCCGCUCGUACCUCAAGCUGUACACAACCAUGGACCUACAGAAGCUCGCUGGCUUCCUCGAGGUCGAGCCCGAGAAGCUCCGAUCCUGGCUGCUCAUUAACAAGCAGCGCAGUCGCCAGCUCCGCUGGGUCGAGGGUGGUCUGUUGGAUGGCGAGAUUGUCAGUGCUAACGACCUGGACUACGCUCUUGAGAAGGACCUCAUCCAUGUUAGCGAGACCAAGGCCGGCCGCCGCCUCGUGGACUGGUACCUCCGCAACCUUGCUCGCGUUUACUAA